AUGGCAGCAGCCAAGGCCGGCCGGAACGACCCCUGUCCGUGCGGAAGCGGGCGCAAGUACAAGCAGUGCUGCGCCGUCAAGCAGGACGGUGGAUCGAAGUUCGGCACCUACGCGCUCAUCGCGGUCCUCGUAGCGAUCGCGGGAGUCAUCGUCUACACCUUCACCGCCGACGCCGGAGCCGGCUCGCGGCAGGUGUGGGACCCGGUGCACGGCCACUACCACACGGUGCCCUGA
Molecule: messenger RNA, 234 nt
Organism: Geodia barretti
Lineage: Eukaryota; Metazoa; Porifera; Demospongiae; Tetractinellida; Geodiidae
Source: the annotation of a GenBank genome assembly